This is a messenger RNA of Salvelinus namaycush (lake trout), 1890 nucleotides long. Its product is annotated as nectin-4-like. The transcript has 14 exons. Lineage: Eukaryota; Metazoa; Chordata; Actinopteri; Salmoniformes; Salmonidae. The coding region runs from base 1 to 1890 and encodes 629 amino acids. Gene Ontology annotation, biological process: heterophilic cell-cell adhesion; homophilic cell-cell adhesion. Gene Ontology annotation, cellular component: adherens junction. The record is from RefSeq and is a predicted model, not a curated record.
AUGGGCCAGCUUCCAGACCCUAGGGAUGCGGCCCUGGGUGAGUCUCAGAUCUGCUAUAUCCUGGACGCUAUCUUGUUUCUGUACGGUAUCAUCCUCACCGUGCUCUACUGCAGGCUCAAGAAACCGGAGGAGGGUAUCUAUACGGGUCUGACCCCUCGUGCUGCGGAUACCUAUGAGACCAUCGUCGCUGUGGUGCAGGGGGACUUUGUGGAGCCCUCUCCCUCGUACUCCUUGAACUCCCUGGCUGAGGCUGAGACCCAGCUGCCCUGCAAGUUCAAGGUGGAAGUGGGCCAGGUGGUGGUUCAGGUCACCUGGACCAAGGAGAAAGCAGAUGGCACCAAGGACCAGAUCAUCACAGUGCACCACACCGACGGACACACAGAGUUUGGUCAGUACUCAGGGCGUGUGCGGUUCAGCAGCAGGAAACCCACCGUGGACUCAUCCCUGAUCAUCAUGAACACUGUGGAGUCAGAUGAGGGCAGGUACAACUGUCACAUCAGCACCUUCCCCUCGGGGAACUUCGAACGACAGCUGUCACUCACUGUGUGGACCACGCCCAUCUCCUCCCUGGACCCUGUGAUCCUUGUCGAAGGCCAGUCCUUCCAAUUGGCUGCGUCCUGCCGCUCUGUGGCCCGCCCUCCGCCCCACCUCUCCUGGGACACAGACCUAACAGGCCAAUCACACAACAGGAGUUUGGAGGGUGGUUCAGUCUCCACCCACUUCUCGCUGCAUCCCCUGAGGAGUAUGGAUGGGAAGAGGCUGGACUGUCUGGUGGAGCACCCGGCUCUGAAGGGACCACGCAGGAUCACCAACAACCUGGUGGUGCACUAUCCUCCCAAUGCAGAGAUCUCUGGGUUUGAUCAGAACUGGUAUGCUGGUCUGGAGGAAGCUGCCCUCAGUUGUGUCAGUGGAGGAAACCCCAAACCACAGAGUUUCAAUUGGACCAGAAAGGGCGGAGACUUGCCAGAGGGCGUGACCACAGGGAAUGGAUCCUUGCUGUUUAAUAGGCCCCUCGUCCUGACGGACGCUGGCAUCUACCAAUGUGUGGCCAUGAACUCUGUGGGGGCGGGUAACGCAGAGGUGGAGAUCACUGUGACAGAGUUGCCUCAGAAGCAGGCGUCGUUCGACAGUCUCCUGAUGGUAAUAGUGGGAGGAGUGGCCGGAGUACUGCUUCUAGUCAUGAUCAUCAUAGUCAUCUCUGUGACCCGUCACCACAAACGCAAGAACAAGAAACUGUCAAGGGAACUCACUACAGAGGAGAAUAUCCCUCUCAGAGUGGAGGGGACACUGCGGACCAGUCUGUCCUCCGUAGUGGAGCAAGGGCGCAUUAGGGAGAGUCGAUCUACUCUGGUAGGGGGCGGGGGGCUAGACUACCUGGGUCGACCUGUUCUGUACAAUUCUUCACGAAGAGGGAGGGAGAGCAGAGCCAUGGACAGAGAGGAGGAGAACAGACUUAGGGUGGAGUCAAAUGAGCAGAAUAGCACCAUGUCUUUGUCCAUCGAGCUGCUGAGGUCCCUGAACGGCAGUGCCAUCAUCCCAACGGAGUGGGGUUUACAUAUACGGCAGGGGCCCGGUAGCAGGAACACCCACUCCCCUCUCAGUUGCAACAACCCUCCCAUCACAGACAACGAAGACGAGGAGGAUGAAGGUGUGGAGGGGGAGUGGGAGACUUGCCCCAGGAUGAGUCCGUUGGAUCAGGGGAGGUCAGAAGACCAGGACAGCAAGACCAACAGUUCUCAGAUCUCAGAAGUAGAAUGUGGACUCAACCCUCACUUCCAGCAGAACAAUGGAACGUUGAGACCCAAACCGCCCCCCAAGUACCGGCCCAAUGGCAUCCUCCUCACCUCAUCACCACACACCUCCUUCAUCCACAAGGCCCAGAUUGUAUAG